AUGUCGGCCUCAACGAACAACGCCGUGCCGACCUUAAGACCUGCAUCUCCGGGGCAUCCCACUGCCCGUCUCACCCGAACUCCAUCCCACGAAGCACUCAAUGCUCACCCGCUUUUGUCUCCUGGAACCUUAGCCUCUCUCAGUACUUCUUCUGCCAAUGGUACUUCCUCCAGUAACACUAGUGUCCAUUCUUCCGCGGAAUCAGCAACCAGUCCGUCGCAUCAUCCUGCGCAGCCUCCACCCUCCGCGCCGAAAUAUUUGCCGUACACGCCUCGUCAGGCACGCGUCGUCACAGGGUCCGCAACAACUGGUACGGCCAGCUCUCCCGUAUCCGUAUCCCCGCAGCAGCACCAGCACGCGGGUGGAGCCACUGCACCCAGCGCAACAAGUCGCUUACAGCUGCAAAAUCUAAAGGCCGUAGCGCAACAUCAUGGUCUCGACGCGGGCUGCCUCGGCUGGGCUAUGCUUGAGGAGCUCGUGGCGGGUUCGGAUCAUGCGCCUGUGUGGACGGAGGUAUGGGCCGUGAUUGCAACAGGCAAGGCUGCUUUGUUGCUCCCUACGGAGCUAGCGGGCUCUCGUGAGGUCAUAACGCCUGAACUCGUGAAAGACCACAUCAUCUUCUGCGAAGGUUCCGCACGAGAUGAUUCGCCAUUCGUUACCUUGUCUGGAAUGAGAGGGAUAAUCAAUGGAGAUGAUCUAACAAUCCAGUCAACUGUGCCAACUUCGUCGAAACUGUUCAAGGCGCUGUCUGAUCCUUCUACGCGAUCUACCGCUCUCGCUACACUUCCUCCUCUACCUACUCUUUCGAAUUCGGCUCUCAAUUAUCCCAGGUUCUCGUGUCCCAGGUUCAUACCCUCUCUACCUCUCCCUCCUCGCAGCGCUAUCCCCCCAAAGCCCCCACUACCACCCCGUCCUGGCACCAAACCGCCUGCCUCUAGCGUUUCACGUCUUGCCAACCCUUUCGCAUCCUUCUUUGCAAAGUCCCCAGCUCCUACAAGUCCUGCGCCAACAACUCAACCACUUCCUGAUGUAGCUCCAGUAGACCAUGUUUCCGAAGUGUCUGCGUUUACGAUAGACCAUCCCAUCAUCCGGCGGAACGUAUCUAAAUCUCUUGCAAAGUACAUCAAGGUGGAGAUUAAAGAAGCACUCACGGGACUUCCUACAUGGGUCAUCGAUCGCACUCAGAACUUCUCUUCAAGCUACUUGCCUUUCCCCAAACCUGCACCUAAACCGAAGGAUGGCAACGGUGGAAGUCAAUUUGCUUCGGAUCAGAGUUCUUUUCGGGAGGUGUCUGCUUUUGAUGACCCAGCUGAGGAAGUAUCAGAGCGAUUCCAAGAGUUCUAUGCGAGCUUGGAGGAGGAACUACGAGUCGACGGUUCGCCUUCAACACUAAGACGAAAAGAUGAUAAACUUACAGAGGAGGAGAAGGAGAGAGAAAGGCACGAACUCGACCUGAAGGUACAGAAUAUCUUGGAGAAGGUUGAGAACACACUCACUUCCGUCUUUUACGAUCGAUUAUACCGACCGUCGAGUUCCGAUGACGCUUCUCACGAUGAAGCUUUGUCGAGUCGUAUUAAUGCGCUCAAUAAGCUGGAUCUGAGCCUGGAUCAUCUAGGCGUUGACGCUGGUCCUUCUAAAGAUGACGUGUACCGCAUCGUUGAAGCGUGUGGACAAACUAUUUCCCAGCUGGAGGUGGCAUGCUGUCCGGCCGACAAAGCAGCUAUACUCGUUGCUUCUCAUCGGAUCAUUGUUGAUGGAUUGUCGCGUCUGCCACCCCUACAUUUGAAGUCCGAAGACAAUGCAGAUGACGACAAGACUCCACAAGCACCAAACUUCAAACAAGAAACUCAGCCAAGUACGAAGACGAAGAGGGAUCAAAGCAGAAGCCCUACCAGGUUGACCGUAUCUCCAGAUCCGCUAUCCGACCCACCUGUAGAUAAAUCGCUUGAGGAAAGUAUCACGACGGAAACGAUCAAGGGCCCUCUACUAGAAGACAGCGCCUCAGCAAAAUCCGUUCCAUCUUUCACCUUGUCUCCAGCUGAGGAAGCAUCUACACCCCUUCUCUCCGUCUCUCCACCGAAGACUCCCACACCAGUAUCGGGAGACAUUUUACUCCCGCUCAUCAUCUUCUCCGUCGUAAAAGCGAACCCACCAAAACUCGUCUCGCAUCUCCUGUUUACUCAACGUUACCGAAACCAGUCUAUUGGAGGGGAAGAGAGCUAUUGUUUGAUUAAUCUCAUGGCCGUGGUUGAGUUUUUGGAGAACGUUGAUUUGGGUGCGUUAGGUUUGAAGGAGAGCGAGAAGAAUAUCGUUAGCGCUGCGGACCUCACACCAAUUCCUCUAUCACUAGCAUCGGACAAGUCACCAGUCUCAACGCCAGGCGGCGGUCUCCGCGGGCGCGUCGAGCAACAAGUAGACGCCAUCGCCGGGUCAGCGAAUAAGGUUCUCUCGGGCGUCGUCGACUCCGGGUUCGGCGUCCUACUCUCUUUACUCCCUACCGCGCCAACCGACCAGACGAACGCUUCAACCGGAGACAAUGCAAAUGAGGGUGCACCGUGGAAUAAUUUGAGACCAGGCUUUGGGCUGUUAAGGAGGGAGAGUGGGUUCUCGAUUGCGAGUCUUGCUGCGUCAUUGCCUGGUGCGGGGAGUAGGGAGAGAGCGAGGUCGAUUGCGAGUUCGUACCAGGCUGCGGAUGAGGAGGGGCAGGAGAUGGUGGAGAGUCGGCCUGGAUCUGUCAGGAACAUGUUGCUUGAGGAUGGGGGUGUGGAAGAAGAAGACGAAGAAGAGGAGGAGGAGGAGGGGGAGAGCGAAGAGGAUGGGGAGAGCGGUGAAGAUGAGGAAGGCGACGAGGAAGAUGAGGAAGAACAGGCGGAGAUGGAGACGAGGCAUGAUACGAGGAGUAUACGGAGCUUUGAAAGUAUGAUGAGCAGUCGGAGUCGAGAGCGCGAGAAACAUCAGAAGAAAAGGAUAGGAAAGGGAGGAAAGGAUGCGAAUGCAAAUGCAAAUACGAAGAAAGGGAGGAUGAGUAUUGCAGAUCGGUUGGCUUCGAUGUCCCGAAUCACUUCGAAGAGCGCAACAAUUCAUUCGUUUGAGCCACCAACUGGACAUCACCACGGAUCCCCUCCACCGCGCUCAUCCUCCCUCCUCGCAACUACAACAACAGGCAGAGACACGAAAGAACCAAUAAUAACGACACGCUUCGAUACACCUCUCUCCUCACGCACUUCCUCCCCCGUUCCUAUUCCCAGUACCACCAGCACCAGUCUGCACCGCCGCUCCUUUACCCCGCUCCCUCCACCCAGUCGUCGUUUCCUCGAGUGUAGCGCGGAUGAUUUGAGGAUGUCGGAGAUACCUGAGUUGUUGAAUGAGUAUCGGAGACUUGUUGAGGGUGUGAGAAGUUUGAGUGGGUUUGAUGAGCCGAAUGCUUGACUUUUCCAAUUAGAGGGUUAGAUAAAUAGGUUGAGUGGUGUGGUAUGGUACGAUGAGGUAUAAUAUGGUGUAUGUGUUUGCUUCUUUAACUUCCUUCGCUCGCUCCCAUCCCCUUCUUUUCCUUUUUAUUUCAAAUUUUCACGUUUUCUCGCUUGUUGGAUUUUUGAUCCUGGAAGUACCUGUACUGCUUUCUAUAAGCUUUCUAGUCUAGUCUAUUCGCUCUUUUUUUACCAUACUUGAAGCUACAUACAACUCAUGUUCAUGGGUAAUCAUAGAUUGUGCGUUUUGCCUUUGC
Molecule: messenger RNA, 3724 nt
Organism: Fomitiporia mediterranea MF3/22
Lineage: Eukaryota; Fungi; Basidiomycota; Agaricomycetes; Hymenochaetales; Hymenochaetaceae
Exons: 8
Coding region: 1-3429 (1142 amino acids)
Biological process (GO): vesicle-mediated transport
Cellular component (GO): cytosol; endocytic vesicle
Molecular function (GO): small GTPase binding; guanyl-nucleotide exchange factor activity
Source: RefSeq, a predicted model, not a curated record